CCCAUUUGCAGAGCCAGACAGUCAAUACUUUGAGCUACAAGUUUGGGAAACAGAUCGUGUUUUGGCUGACAUAUUUAAAAUGUCUCCGAUUAAAGACUUAUGUCUGGCUUGUGAAGCUAUCAACGAAGAAGCAACUUUUUCUGAAGGAGACACUGUCGCAGGCACAGUCACUUUCACUUUGAAGAAAAAAACCAAAGUGAAGAGUGUGAUGGUGAAAGCCAAAGGGGACGCGAACGUAUCCUGGUCAGAAGGCAGCGGAGACGACGAGAGAUCUUACACCGACCACAGGAGAUACUUUAAACUAAAAGAGUACUUAGUUGCAGAAGAUUCCGAAGGCACUGUUCUUCCCCAAGGAGUCCAUUGCUUUAAGUUCAGGUUUCAAAUUCCACAGGGGGAUAUGCCAUCAUCCUUCAAGGGGUUUCAUGGAAAGAUUGUCUACAUGCUUGAAGCCAAGGUGUCCAGGGGCUGGCUGAGGCGUUCUCGAGUACAAACAGAGUUCAAUUUUGUUUCAAAGUCCUUUCCACACCUUGGCCAUGGAAUGUGUCCCCAGUCUGGUUCAGUGGCUAAAGAAAUCGGGGUUUUCUCUAAAGGACAGGUCCAACUGUCUGCUACCGUUAACACAAAGGUUUGCUCUCCAGGUGACACUUUAUCUGUUGUUGCCAAGAUUUGCAACUCCUCUUCCAAAAAAGUGAAGCCCAAAUUCAGUUUACAGCAGAAAACAGUGUACCGCGCCAGUGGCUCCACCAAUUCUCGUGACCAAACUCUAUGCAAAAUAGUUGGAGAGACUAUCGCACUGAACUCAGAGGAAACUGUCUCCUGCCAAUUGAAGAUUCCUGCCGAUGCCAUUCCUACACUCCAUCAUUGUGAAAUCAUCUCAGUUGACCAUUACCUCAAGGUGUAUUUGGACAUCAGUUUUGCCACUGACCCAGAGGUGGUGUUUCCACUGGUCAUCGUUACUUCCAGCUUUGCCCACCCUUACCCUGGUGAGGCUGUGGGGCCUUACCCAGCUGGGGCCCCAAGUUACAGCGACUUCCCUCCCCCUGCUUUCCCUAUUGGUCCUUAUCCUGUACCUGCAGGUCCAGGUGCUUAUGGGUACCCAGCGUCAGAUCCCACUCAAAAUGGAACCAUAAGUGGCUGUAAUAAUCAGUGGCCACAACAGGCCCCUUCAUGUGGUUUUUCAACUACAGCUUCAUCUUUAAUGCAGCAACAAGCCCCUACUGCUCCGCCUCUAGUUCAACAGGGAGAAGAUCCUCCCUCUUAUAUGUCCCUUUUUUACCCUUCUCAGGACACUCUCAGUAGCACUGGGUCAGAGCACAAAAGCUGAGCUUCAAAAAGAAUACAAAUGUCCCUCCUGAUUGUUUAGAAUUGGCCUGAAAGUACCGAGCCCCGGAGAUGACAUGGAGGAAAAAAAAUAAAUAAAUAAAUACAUGUACUGGGGGCAAACAAAGUCAAGAUCUUGAGAGUGUUUUUUUAUUUGUUCGUUUUUUUUUUCCCCUCCAUGUCACCUCCGGGGCUCUGUAUGAAAGACAUACCAAUGUGAACUUUCUGGAGGGCUCCCAUGAAGCUUUGUGCUGGGGAGAGACAUGUGUGAUGGGUUUAUGGUGUUGUCAUUCAUACAUGGUUUAUUGUCUAUUUUGUUAUUAUUUUGU
Perca fluviatilis (European perch) is the source of this 1649-nucleotide messenger RNA. Its product is annotated as arrestin domain-containing protein 3-like. The record is from RefSeq and is a predicted model, not a curated record. Gene Ontology annotation, cellular component: cytoplasm; plasma membrane. Lineage: Eukaryota; Metazoa; Chordata; Actinopteri; Perciformes; Percidae. Gene Ontology annotation, biological process: protein transport. The transcript is spliced from 6 exons. Bases 80 to 1324 code for a protein of 414 amino acids.